GCGGCGAACAAAGGGCCAGCGCUGCGUCCCGCCGGCGCCCGCCCGACAUGGCGUCCCUCGGCCUGGGGGGGCUCGGCGCCGCAGCGCGCAGGAGGAGCGUCCCGGCGCGCAACGCCGCCGUGGAGCGGCGGAACUUGAUCACGGUCUGCAGGUUUUCAGUGAAGACCCUGAUCGACCGUUCCUGCUUUGAGACUAUUGACGAUUCCUCCCCCGAAUUUAAUAAUUUUGCAGCCAUUCUGGAGCAGAUUCUGAGCCAUCGACUGAAAGGUCAGAUCACCUGGUUUGGCUAUGAAAGUCCUCGUAGCUUCUGGGACUACAUUCGAGUCGCUUGCCGCAAAGUCUCUCACGAUUGCAUCUGCAGCAUUGAGAACAUGGAGAAUGUCAGCUCUUCUAGAGCUAAGGGUCGAGCCUGGAUCAGAGUAGCACUUAUGGAAAAACACUUGUCUGAAUACAUUUCUACAGCUCUGAGAGACUUCAAAACAACCAGGAGAUUUUAUGAAGACGGAGCAAUCGUUCUUGGUGAAGAAGCGAAUAUGCUUGCUGGCAUGCUGUUGGGACUCAAUGCAAUUGAUUUCAGUUUUUGCUUGAAGGGUGAAGGAUUGGAUGGCAACUUUCCAGCUGUCAUAGAUUAUACACCCUAUCUGAAAUUCACCCAAAGUUCCGACAGCAUCAGCAGUGAUGAAGAAGAGCUAAGGACACUGGGCAGUAGUGGCAGUGAAGGCAGCACGCCAGAGAACAUUGGUCCUCCCUUCAUCAUGGAUGAAAAUAGUUGGUACAACAAAUGCAAAAGGGUGGAACAGAAAUAUCGGCUUGCGCUGGAGCAGAAGGGUUACCUUGAAGAAUUGGUACGACUUCGAGAAAAUCAGCUGUCUGAAUCUGUCUCACAGAAUAAACUGUUGUUACAAAGAAUUGAAGAUAUGGAUCUAGCCCAUAAAAUGGAGAAGGAACAGCUGGAAUAUAUCAUUGUGGAACUGCAGGAUCAGUUGACUGUGCUGAAGAAUAAUGAUUUGAGAUCAAGACAGGAACUGACGACUCACCUCACCAAUCAGUGGCCUUCCCCAGGAGCUCUGGACGUUAAUGCUGUUGCCUUGGACACUCUGCUCUACAGAAAGCACAACCAGCAGUGGGAUGAGAAAAGUUUUCAAAGCUUGGACCAGCUCUCAGCAGAUGUUAGUCUUUCUCAAACAUCUCUGGAUCCAGGUCACUCCCAAGAUGGAAAGCAGGAUGGACUGAACUUGCUAAAUGAAGGGAAGGAAGACACCCCGUCACUGCUUGGCCUCUGUGGUUCCCUCACUUCCGUAGCAAGCUACAAAUCUCUCACCAGUCUGAAGUCAAGUGAAUAUCUCGCAAGUCCCACGACAGAGAUGACAAGUCCAGGCUUAACUCCGUCUUGAGCAGAUACACACGACACCGAGGAGCUUCUGUGCUCAAACUGGCUGGCUGCACUCCAGCCACGGUGCUUCUUUGCAGUGCUUUAAAUAUCUGUCGGCUCCUGCAGAAGAGACAGGGACUCCUGAACUUCCGUCUUUGUAAGCAAAUGAAUAUUUCACUUAGAAAUACAGCUUUCUGUCUGCAUAUGUUACAUAGGACCUCAGCUUGCRUAUUUAAUCUAUCAGUAGGUCUCCUCAAGUUGAGCAUUGAAUUUGCAUUCCAGUUAUCAACAUCGUAGCACUUAGGAGCUGUAUGAGUCACAGUGAAAGAUCACCCUGAAACAUCUCUUGAUAAUUCUGGCAGUUGCAUGAGAGUAACAAGUGCAAGUUCAUCAUCUCAACCAGGCAAACUUAGCCAUUGGUACGUGCUCAAGCAGCUUGCUAAAUGCUUUCGAGUGACCUGAGCUAGGGAUAGUAUAKAAUUAUGAGAAACAUCCUGAUUUAUUGGCAUUGUGUUGCCUUGCUGGAAAGAUGGGGACUGAGUUUAUUGGGAAUAUCCCGGGGAGCGUGACAGAAGGGGGAGCAAUGAAAAUGCAAACUCAUUGCAAAAUGCAAAAACACAUGAGUAUUCUCAUGUGAAAGAGUUUUCUCAUUCCUGUAGUAGGGCAAUAGGUCUUUUUCUUAAUUAGGUAAUAUGCUAGAACUUAUUUAAAUCAGUGUUCUCAAAUGGUUUGUCAUGGAUUUAAAUUACUGAUACGAAUUACCUGCGACAUUUUUUUAAAUAAAACAAACUUUACAGAUUACCCGCCAGUUUCAAAGUUUGCAAAUUAAUUUUUUAAUUGCAAACURUAUUAUUCUUAAUUCUUUAUAAGAUAUAAUGAAGCCUUUAUCUAUGAAUUUUGCUAAUCUAGGUAAUGCAUAUCAGUCCGAUUGGUAACUUUUUAAGCAAAACUUAAGUGCAUGUAUGUUGUAUUUAUAAGUGCUAGGGAAAAUGCUUUUUUGUGCCAAAGAAGUUUCAUAAAUUGUUUACAUGAGUAGCUGCAAUACUCCGAGAUCUUAAAUCCUUGCUUUCUUGUAGAUGUUUACAACACAUCACCACACGCCGUUCACUUGUAGUUGCUUUGCCUCUUGUUCUGGUACCCCUGGCACUACUGCCCUAGGCUGGCCGUUUGCAGGGGGGCAAAAGGAGGAGGGUGCAGCCUCACCGUGCCUAAAAACCAUGGGAAUGGGCAGCCUCCGGGAGCACAAACCUCCUCAUGGAUGCAGGAGGCUCGAGAGAUUCUCCUCGACUCUCCAGGCCCCAGUGCUGCAAGUUACUGCACCCAGGGCAGGGUAGAGCAGCUACUGAUGCCUUUUUAGUGCAGUCUUUUACAGCAGCACAGCAAAAUCCACCAGACCUUCAAGCCCUCAUGUGCCGACCCCAGUGAAUCAGUCUGUGUAAUAAAUUCUGACCAUUAAGUCUUCUCCUACACCGUCGGAAUGUCUCUUGCUUCCUGAAACAGCCUUUUUUUAGUUAUUGCAUCAGGUAGAGAGAAAUUGCUGUUCUCUCAUGGCAGUUCAGUAGUGUUGUUACYUACUCAUUUGUAAACUAGAGAUGUGUUUUUACUACAAAUCCAGCGAGGGAAUCGGGAUGGCCGGAGUCAACGUUCCCCAUCAAGGUACAGUGAUUUCAUCCCUCUUGUUUGCUGUUCAGCUCCUCUCCCACUGCAGCAAUGGCUUGGAGGGGGCUGUAAUCAUGAUUUUCAGUCAUGGCAGCGGAUGGCUCUUUUCUUGGAGCUACUGGUGUGAAAGUUAAGUGUCAUUUAGCUUAAGUCUUUUAUGUAG
Molecule: messenger RNA, 3194 nt
Organism: Nothoprocta perdicaria
Lineage: Eukaryota; Metazoa; Chordata; Aves; Tinamiformes; Tinamidae
Gene: RUNDC3B
Product: RUN domain containing 3B
Exons: 12
Coding region: 48-1394 (448 amino acids)
Source: RefSeq, a predicted model, not a curated record